AAGAAGCAAAUUGAAAAAUACAAAUCAGACGAUCUCUGCCGCCCAGUUAUUGUCAACUGUGACGAGAGCCGUUAAAAAAAUGAACUUUGCUGGCAAAGUAGUUCUCAUCACAGGCGCUUCUUCGGGUAUUGGAGCAGCAGCGGCUGUUAAAUUUGCACAACUUGGUGCGGUACUCGCUUUGAAUGGACGUAAUGUAGAGAACUUGGAAAAGGUAGCAAAAUUAUGUGCUGCCCAAGGCAGCAAGCAAACGCCACAACUUGUUGUAGGUGACCUUUCGAAGGUAGCUGAUACGGAACGUGUGUGGCAAGAAACAUUGAAAAAACAACAAAAAUUGGAUAUUUUGGUUAAUAAUGCCGGCAUCAUUGAAACUGGAACUAUCGAAAACACCAGCCUUGAGCAAUAUGAUCGUGUAAUGAAUACUAACCUAAGAUCCAUCUAUCACUUGUCCAUGUUGGCCGUCCCGGAAUUGAUUAAGACCAAAGGCAACAUUGUUAAUGUUUCCAGUGUUAAUGGCAUUCGCUCUUUCCCUGGUGUAUUGGCUUACAAUAUCUCCAAGAUGGGUGUGGACCAGUUUACGCGUUGCGCUGCUCUGGAAUUGGCUGCAAAGGGGGUGAGAGUGAAUUGUGUCAAUCCUGGUGUGACGGUAACCAACCUACACAAGCGUGGUGGCAUGGAUGCUGAAACGUAUGCCAAAUUCUUGGAACAUUCUAAGACAACUCAUGCGUUGGGUCGUCCUGGCACUGCUGACGAAGUGGCUAAUGCCAUUUGUUUCUUGGCCAGCGAUUUGGCCACCUUUAGCACUGGUGUCAGUUUGGCUGUUGAUGGUGGUCGCCACGCCAUGUGUCCCAGAUAGACUAACAAUGGAUUAUUUAAUAUCGAAUCGAAAUAAUUUUUGCUUUAUCGAACGUUCGUUCUAAAAGUCUAGUGAAUUCGAAAUAUCCAACAUGAUAGAAAUUGCAUUUCUUAUAUUUUUUGGUCUAAUAUAUUGAGUGGCCAUAUGAGGAUUAUUUUUAAUGUAAUUGAAUAAAACUAAAAUAAAUUGACGUA
Messenger RNA from Stomoxys calcitrans (stable fly), 1047 nucleotides. RefSeq lists its product as uncharacterized. Bases 80 to 853 code for a protein of 257 amino acids. The record is from RefSeq and is a predicted model, not a curated record. NCBI's taxonomy places the organism in Eukaryota, Metazoa, Arthropoda, Insecta, Diptera, Muscidae. The transcript has 2 exons. Gene Ontology annotation, molecular function: oxidoreductase activity.